AAUAGCCUCUCCACUCUGUACUCAUUUCUUCUUCACCAUAGCUACAAAGCUUUCUUCUCUUUAAUUUUUCUUCGUUGAUUUUAUUCGAUUCAAUCAUAAUGGGAAAAGGACCUGGUCUCUACUCUGACAUCGGGAAACGUGCCCGAGAUCUUCUGUACAGGGACUACCAGACUGAUCACAAAUUCACCAUUACGACCUACUCUCCUACCGGAGUUGCUAUCACUUCAUCUGGACUAAAGAAAGGUGAUCUAUUUCUGGCUGAUGUUACCACUCAAUUGAAGAACAAGAAUAUCACAACUGAUAUAAAAAUAGACACCAACUCAAAUCUUUUGGCAACUAUUACUGUCGAUGAAGCUGCUCCUGGGUUGAAGACAAUCUUUAGCUGCAGAAUCCCUGAUCACAGUUCUGCAAAGAUGGAACUUCAAUAUUUACAUGACUAUGCCGGGAUAUGCACCAGUGUUGGGUUGACAGCAAACCCCAUUGUCAACUUCUCUGGUGUCUUGGGCACUAACGUUCUCGCUUUGGGAACUGAUGUAUCCUUUGACACCAAGGCAGGGGCUAUCACAAAGUGCAAUGCGGGCUUGAGUUACACAAAUGCUGACCUCAUUACUUCUUUGAAUCUUAACAACAAGGGAGAUGCUUUGAGUGCAUCAUACUACCACAUAGUCAGCCCUCUGACUGGUACUGCUGUUGGCGCGGAGGUGAACCAUAGCUUCUCUACCAAUGAGAACACCAUCACUGUCGGAACUCAGCAUCAAUUGGAUCCUUUGACGACUGUGAAGGCAAGGGUUAACAACUAUGGCAAGGCAACUGCUCUGAUCCAGCAUGAGUGGCGUCCUAAGUCACUUUUCACCAUUUCAGGAGAAGUGGACACCAAAGCUGUUGACAAAAGUGCCAAAUUUGGACUGGCCUUGGCUCUCAAGCCAUAGGCUUAGUCAGAGGUUUAGGACAUGGGCUAUGGAGAAAAUUAGAAAACUUGUUUCUUUGGCAAUUUAUCUUGGUGGUUCUGGACUGUGAAAAUAAUUUUAGGCGGUUGUUUUAACCAAUAGUCUUGUCAUUAUGAGUUAGUACAUUCUUACUCUCACCCCUUUUGAAACUUUUGAGAUGUUUUUGCUCAAGAUUUUUGUCCAAGCAAAAGCGCACAAUUUGACAAAUCAUUAUCGAUCUUAUGUUUUCUGCUCA
Lycium ferocissimum is the source of this 1182-nucleotide messenger RNA. Its product is annotated as mitochondrial outer membrane protein porin of 34 kDa-like. NCBI's taxonomy places the organism in Eukaryota, Viridiplantae, Streptophyta, Magnoliopsida, Solanales, Solanaceae. The coding region runs from base 99 to 929 and encodes 276 amino acids. Gene Ontology annotation, cellular component: mitochondrial outer membrane. The transcript is spliced from 6 exons. The record is from RefSeq and is a predicted model, not a curated record. Gene Ontology annotation, biological process: monoatomic anion transmembrane transport. Gene Ontology annotation, molecular function: voltage-gated monoatomic anion channel activity.